This is a messenger RNA of Aspergillus pseudonomiae, 641 nucleotides long. RefSeq names its product putative peptidyl prolyl cis-trans isomerase (CypC) (gene cyp1). Gene Ontology annotation, molecular function: peptidyl-prolyl cis-trans isomerase activity. The record is from RefSeq and is a predicted model, not a curated record. The coding region runs from base 53 to 538 and encodes 161 amino acids. Gene Ontology annotation, biological process: protein peptidyl-prolyl isomerization; protein folding. Lineage: Eukaryota; Fungi; Ascomycota; Eurotiomycetes; Eurotiales; Aspergillaceae. The transcript has 3 exons. Gene Ontology annotation, cellular component: catalytic step 2 spliceosome.
CUUUCACUCCCAUCUUUGCAGGUACAGCUGAUUUUCAAUUACAAAAUCAACUAUGGCGACUGACGUGGCUUUUGAUACGAGCAUGGGCUCGUUCACGGUAGAGCUUUAUAAUUCGCAUGCACCAAAGACUUGUAAGAACUUUGCGACACUCGCACAAAGGGGAUACUACAACAAUGUCAUCUUCCACCGCAUCAUUCCCAACUUCAUGGUCCAGACAGGUGAUCCCACCGGCACUGGCAGGGGAGGAAGCUCUAUCUACGGCGAGAAGUUCGAGGACGAGAUUCGUGCAGACCUUAAACACACCGGUGCUGGCAUCUUGAGCAUGGCAAACAGUGGACCAAAUACAAACGGCAGCCAAUUCUUCAUAACCCUUGCCCCCACGCCGUGGCUAGAUGGAAAGCACACAAUCUUUGGCAGGGUCAAGAGCGGGAUGAGAGUGAUUCAGCGCAUGGGACUUGUUAAGACAAAUGGAGAAGAUAGACCGAUGGACGAGGUCAAGAUCCUUCGUGCUAGGGUCGUUGAGGAAGGCGAAGAGUGAGAUGGAGAUUGGACUAAGAUAUCGUUGGCAUCUCGAACAACCGGGAGGUUGAGGUCCAAAACGAUAUCAUCCCAGUCAUCCAUCCCUAGCCGAAGGGCCCUUG